AUGUCCACCUGCUUUCUCUUAGCAUUCAUUGCAUUCAGUUUCUCCUUUACCUCCGCAUCCGAUCCCAGCCCUUUACAGGAUUUCUGUGUUGCUGUGCGCAACAGCCCAGGUAUUUUCACUCCAUUGAAAAAAAAUCAACUUACUGCAUCAUUGCUUCAAAUAAUAUUUAAUGUAAAUGCAUUCCACCCCUUUUGUGAAAGGAUUCACAUUAUGAAUAGGAUACAACUCCAACGUCAUUUUCUGUUAUUUUCUAUUUAUGUUGGUUUAAUAGGUCUUGAAAGAAUAUGCUGCUUACAAUCUCUUUUAUGUUAUAUUGUGGCAGUGUUGGUGAAUGGAUUUGUGUGCAAGGACCCAAUGCAAGUUGAAGCUGAUGAUUUCUUCUUCACGGGAUUAGACAAACCAGGCAACACGAGUAACAAGGUUGGGUCCAAUGUGACCCAAGUAAACGUAGCCCAGAUAGCAGGACUCAACACCCUCGGAGUCUCCUUGGUUCGGAUUGACUAUGCACCCUAUGGUCUCAAUGCACCCCAUACACACCCAAGGGCGACGGAGAUCUUAACAGUUUUGGAGGGCACCCUCUAUGUCGGAUUUGUCACUUCCAACCCUGACAAUCGCCUCAUAACAAAGGUCCUUCAGAAGGGCGAUGUGUUUGUCUUCCCAAUAGGCCAGAUUCACUUCCAGUUCAACAUUGGCCUCACGAAUGCUAUAGCCAUUGCAGGUCUAAGCAGCCAGAAUCCCGGAACCAUCACCAUUGCCAAUGCUGUGUUCGGAUCGAAUCCGCCCAUCUCAAAUGAUGUUCUUGCAAAGGCAUUCCAAGUUGAUAAGAACAUAGUUGAUUAUCUCCAAUCACAAUUUGGAAUGAAAAACUAGAGCAUGCCCCUUACAAUAAAAUGGGAGUGCAACGUAUUUGUUUUUGUCCAUCUUGUCUUCUUUCUUUAUUUGUU
This is a messenger RNA of Magnolia sinica, 944 nucleotides long. Its product is annotated as putative germin-like protein 2-1. The coding region runs from base 1 to 870 and encodes 289 amino acids. The record is from RefSeq and is a predicted model, not a curated record. Gene Ontology annotation, molecular function: manganese ion binding. Gene Ontology annotation, cellular component: cell wall. Lineage: Eukaryota; Viridiplantae; Streptophyta; Magnoliopsida; Magnoliales; Magnoliaceae. The transcript has a single exon.